This is a messenger RNA of Trichoderma atroviride IMI 206040, 694 nucleotides long. RefSeq lists its product as uncharacterized. NCBI's taxonomy places the organism in Eukaryota, Fungi, Ascomycota, Sordariomycetes, Hypocreales, Hypocreaceae. The record is from RefSeq and is a predicted model, not a curated record.
CUCAAAUACUCACACAUUCGCCACCAACCAACAUCAUCGCUAAUUCCUUGCUCUCGCGCAUCGUAACACAGCGCAUCAGAACAACGCAUAUACACAUCACAUCCAUAUACAUCCAGUCAUCAUGUCUCGAUCACGAAUGCCCCUCGUCCUCGGCCUCGGUGCCGCCGGUGGUAUCGGCUACUACCUCUACAGUGCAGGCGGCAACGCCAAAGCAGCAGAGGCCAAGUUUGAGAGCGACGCCGACAGAGUAGCCGCAAAGAUCAAGGGCAAGCUCCCCGGCGACUCUCCCAAUGCCGAAAAGGAGUUUAAGAAAUAUGGCGAGGAAGCUGGCGCCAAGCUCGACAAAGCUUGGGCCGAUGCCGACAGAGAAGCCGGCAAGCUCAAGAGCAACGCAGAAUCCUACGCCAAGGACGCCAAAGGCGAAACCCUGAAAGCCAUUGACAAGUUUGACCGAAAGGUCGAGGACGGCGCCGCAAAGGCCAAGAGCGGCGUCUCGGGCUGGUUUGGGGGAAGCAGCAAAUAAGAAAGCCUUGUAAUACUAUUGUAAUUCCAGAUUGUGUGGGCAAAGGGUUCAGAAGAAAAGUAAUGAAGCUACAGCAGUCGAUGGAGGGGACAUGAGCAAGAUUGCGUCGUGUCUAUUUUAAAACCUGAUACCAGUAUAUCAUUUUGAGAAGAAAUAUGGAUUAAAGUCUCG